AUGAAUAAUUUGAAGAGUUUCUUCAGUUCCGUCGAUAUGACUGAUAAUGAUGCAAUAUUGAAUGUUGUGGAUGGCUUAACUAGAAACUUAAACUCGGAUGCCGUUGGCGGAUGCGAGACGGCGAGGACUGCGGGCGGUGCUGGAGAAGCGUGUGUGCCCUUGCGAUGCAAUGACGGUGAACGUGCAGUUCUCUCCAGUUACGUUGCACUUAUGCGGCAAUGUGCUCAGCUUGCUGAAAAACUUUACAAUAAAUGA
Molecule: messenger RNA, 255 nt
Organism: Arctia plantaginis
Lineage: Eukaryota; Metazoa; Arthropoda; Insecta; Lepidoptera; Erebidae
Source: the annotation of a GenBank genome assembly